GUACCUGUUUCCUUAAUACUCUCUGUGAUACAUGGAAAGGACAUGUAAAACACUUCUGCUGCAUACCAAGUGUUCUCUACUCUGUGCCUGUAGAUGUUGACAUGUGAUUUACAAUGUUGUCUCUCCAUCAACAAGGAUUCCUUACCUUCUGGAUCCCAGGUUUUUGUACAGAGUUCCUGAAACCUUUCUAUCUCUCCUGAGUUUGCAAGCAGAUAUUGGACAGGGAUGCAGUCAUCCAAUUCUUGAUUGGGUUGCAGGAUCAGCCUAACCAAGAUUUAAACAGUCAAGUUAAAUCAGGCUGGGUAAUCAUGGCAGAAGGUGGAUUUGAUCCUUGUGAAUGUGUUUGCUCUCAUGAACAUGCGAUGAGAAGACUGAUCAAUCUGUUAAGGCAGUCCCAGUCUUACUGCACAGACACAGAAUGUCUUCAGGAAUUACCAGGACCUUCUGGUGAUAAUGGCACCAGUAUUACUAUGAUCUUGAUGGCCUGGAUGGUUAUUGCAGUGAUUUUGUUUCUACUAAGACCUCCUAAUCUAAGAGGAUCCAGUCUAACUGGAAAACCAACCAGUCCUCACAAUGGACAAGAUCCACCAGCCCCUCCUGUGGACUAACUUUGUGAUAUGGGAAGAGAAAAUUAACACCUUGCACGACCAAAUGAACGAAGAUGACCAGAGUACUCUUAACCCCAUUAGAACUGUUUUUACUUUUGCAUCUGCAAUAUGGGAUGGUAUUGUUUUCAUGAGCUUCUAGAAAUUCACUUGUGAGCUUUUUAUUGCUUUCUGUGUUAUCGCCAUUCCUAUUUACAGUUUAUUUGAGUAAAUGAUUAUAUUUUAAAAAUUUACUUGGGGUUUUUUUGGUUAUCCUAAAUUUAAACAUUCCAUUCAUUCUGUUUGUAACUAUGAUCAUAAUUUUUGUGAUGAUUUCUGGCCUGAUUGAAGGAAAUUUGAGAUCUCUGCAUUUAAAUAUUUUCAUUUUGAUAGUUUUUAAAAUUGCUCCCCCCAAGGUAUUUAUAAAGUUAUUUGAGCUUGUUUGAGACUGUAUGAAAGAAAAUUAAUAACCACACACUGUAUUUGUAUUGACCUUGGUAGUUUAUUUGUGAGGGGCAGUUUUCUCUAGUUCUUGGGACUAUGGCAGCCUUUGGAAUAUUUUAUAAGUUAAUAGCUAAAAAUACAACUGACUUAUGUGACUAGUAAAGGAGAAGCAAUAUUUGUUUACUAAGAUUUUCACUCCCAUAAAAAUUUCAGUCUAAUAUUAAAAGCUUAAAUAAACAUGAUGUACAUAUGGUGGCUGAUUUGCAGUCCAUUAUAUGACAUUUGCGAUCCACUGUACACAAGCCUUUCAAGGUUCAUGAAAGGAGGAAAAUAUUAAUUCUUUCUGCCUUUGCCAGACAUAAUCUAUACAAUAAUAAUUUAUAAUUUAUUUUUAAAAUGGGUGUUUCUCAGAAGGCUUCUUUUCUGUUGUAACACUUCCCUAUUAAAUGAAACUAUCGUAAAGAAGUUUUGGGGGGGGGGCUCUUUGGUUAUUGUCAUUGAAUACUAUUUUUGUUCUUUGAAGAAAAAAAUCUGAGUCUUUUGUUAUCUUUCUGACUUAAAAAAUAUUUAACAAAUUCUUGGUUUACUCCAAGGAAAAUGAGAAGAAAUCAAGGAUCUUUUUCUCACCCUUUAUAUCAUUCUUGUUUGGUAAUGGGGUGAAUUGGGAUGGGAAGUAGCAUCGGUAUAAGUAAAAUUUUGAAAUGUAUAAAAAAGUAAAAGGUUGCUUUGCUCAGUUAUAAAGAAAAUGAAUACAAAUGUCAUUUAAAAAGUCUAUAUAACCUAUAUGGUUAUGGAUUUUUUUCCUAGCAAGUGAUUGCAGAUAAUUUAUGGGAGCUAGAAGAUAGUUUGCUAUCAAUGUGUAAUGAGUUUCCCCAUAGAUCAGUCAAGCCUUUCACUGUAUAGAUCUCAGAAAUUUGUAUGAAUUGAAUAAACUUCUCUAUGUCAUUGUACUAUUUAAUAGUCUCUGAUAAAAUUGUGUAAUGCUUGUAGAGUUAUUUCCCCCCCUUUAUUAUAAUUACAUUCUAAGCCAUCAUCAUUGGAAAGGAGUUCAUUUCAUUAUGUAAUUCAAUAUUAACUGCUUGCAUUCCUCCUAUGCAUCUUGGCUUUGUGCUCAAUUUCUUGAAACAAUAUAACCAACUCUUAAGUUGUGUUAAUUGAAGUGUAGCAUAACACAGGUAAGUCAAAUUUUAGAUUAAUGAACAUCAUAGAGUUAAGAUUUUUCCUCUUGCUGUGGCCUACUGGAUGCCAUCUCAUUUCUAUAGCUGUUUAAUAUUUAAAGCAGAAAGGGCAGGACUGGCAUAAGAUGGAACAAAAUUCCUGUAAGCAUUCCUUUUUCUGCCCUGGUCCCUGAACUUUGAAGGCUUGCACAUAUAUCUUAACAGUCUGUUCUCUAAGCAGCUGGAAAGCCCAUCUCUAGCAGAGAUAAUGAUGUUUUAGUGAAUCUGUGACUCACAAAUAACUGAGAAUUAAUUGACUUUGUUGAAGAAGUAGCCAUGACAUGAACCAGAAUGUGUAGUGUUAGCUAGAGACCUGGAAAUCUGGAUUCUUAUUUGUAUUUCGUUUCUGUCACAUACAUUUAAUUAACAUGACAUCUAGAAUAUUUUCUAUAUGGACCAUUUGUUUAAUUAGUAACAAAAGUUCUUAAUGAGAUAUUUAGUCUUGGUUUUUUUCUUGUAAAGUAUAUGCAUUCCUGACAAAGACCGUGUACUACUGCACAUAAAGUGUUUCUGUUAACCUAACUAGUAAUUUAUAUUAUCCUAUUUAAUUUUUAAAGCUUCUACGUAUUGCCGUGUAUUGAGUACACUUACGCAUUAUUUGACUUACUAACAUUCACCUGAACUGUUAACUAUAAUCAUUUAAAAAUAAAUCUGGAGAAAACAUGAAGUGUCACGUUUUAAUCCAUUUUGACUUUAAAACACUCCUCAAAUGCCGUUAAAAAUUUAUUUUGUUUUAGAGUCAUUUAAUGUUCAUUAUGCAAGAUUUUUUUUUUUUGCUUUCCAUACAGAAAAGUUAACUUUGGAACUAUGUGUAGUAAAAGUUUAUCACUUAUCUCUCCAAACACUAGCCCAUGGUCAGCAAGUCAUAUUUUAAACAACAGCCAUUCCAUGGUUUCUUUCAGUGUCUUUGUGGUAUGUAAUAUGAUCGUAUGUAUGGAAUUACUGAUACCUGACAUUUUCAAAGAAUUCUUGGAAGUCCAUCACUCUCAAUGAAAGUUUGUCACUCUGAAUAUGUGCUAAAAUUUGAUCAGCUCAGUUUGAUACAAAACAGCAACUUGAAGGAGAAAUGAAGAGUUUACAGUUAGUAGGUUAAAUUUUUGUUGUUGCAAUAGUAGGUUUAGGCUUAACAUUUUCUAAAUAAAAAAUCCUAUGUAUUUGUUACCAUGUCUAAUGAUUACUUUGUUAAAAGCAAAAGUGGUCAUGUGGUAUACUAAAUGUUAAUUGCUGAUUUUAAGUGUUUUAAAUCAUGCCAAACAAAUCAUGUCUGUGCCAUCCAGGGUUUAUUGUAAUCUUUUACUGAGUACUUGGAUUGGGAUAAAGGGCUUGUACUAUGCACUUUUUAUUAAUGAAUAAAUAGAAAACAUUAGUAACACUCAUUGUUUUUUGUUUGGCUUUUGUGGGAAGAGAAGCA
This is a messenger RNA of Talpa occidentalis (Iberian mole), 3656 nucleotides long. It is a transcript of the gene SMIM14, whose product is annotated as small integral membrane protein 14. The transcript is spliced from 7 exons. The record is from RefSeq and is a predicted model, not a curated record. Lineage: Eukaryota; Metazoa; Chordata; Mammalia; Eulipotyphla; Talpidae. The coding region runs from base 309 to 608 and encodes 99 amino acids. Gene Ontology annotation, cellular component: endoplasmic reticulum.